AUGAUAGAUGUGGAGGCAGUGGCAGGUGGAACUGCUCAGUUACCGUGCGAAGUGGAACCGCCAGUCCCUGGGGACAAGCUACAUCUAGUUAUUUGGUACAAGGAGGAGGCGGACGCACCGAUAUAUAGUUUCGACACGAGGGGACAAAAUAACCUGGAACAAGGAAAACACUGGCAGAAUAUCAGCCUCGACAAACGUGCCUUCUUCAAAUACUCCGAGCAUCCCGCGAAACUCGUCCUCCAGAACGUCAGCGAGACCGACGCCGCCGUUUACAGAUGCAGGGUCGAUUUCAAGCAGUCGCCGACCAAGAACAGCAAAGUCAAUCUCACAGUGAUCAUACCCCCGGAGCAACUCAGCAUAUUGGACGAAAGCGGAAGGUCUCAUAUUCCGUUUUACGUGCUGGGCCCGUACAGAGAGGGUGCGUCUUUCAAUAUUACCUGCGUCGCUGCUGGUGGACGACCGCAACCGCGGGUGACGUGGUGGCAGGAAAACGCUCUCCUGGACGACGUCUACGAGACCAUCGGCACCAAGAGGGUCCGUAACGUGCUGCGAUUGGAAAAGCUGACCCGCGAACAUCUGCACGCGGUAUUGACCUGUCAGGCAUCGAACAACAAUAUGGUCACGCCCAUAUCGAGCUCUGUCACCUUGAACAUGACCCUGAAACCAUUGUGGGUCCGCCUGCAAGGAACGAACCGUCCACUCAGCGCCGGCAAAAAGUACGAAAUCAGUUGCGAAGUCGUCGGAGCCAGGCCAGAGCCAAAGAUCGUCUGGUCGAAGGGGAGCACCACGCUGACGAAUGCGUGGGAGACGACGAGCCCCGACAACAACGUCACCACGAGCACUCUCACCUUCGUGCCAAGCAUCGAGGACGCUGGCAAGUUCCUCUCCUGCCGCGGUAGCGUGCCGGAUAUCCCGGAUUCCGAGAUGCAGGACGAAUGGAAGCUCGUCAUACUCUACAAGCCAGUGGUUACGCUCGAGCUUGGGAGCAAUUUGAACUUGAGCGCAAUCCGCGAGGGCACCGACGUCUACUUCGAGUGCAACAUCAAGUCCAAUCCCUGGGUGUACAAGGUCUCCUGGCAGCAUAACGGCAAUUCGUUGUUUCAUAAUGCAGCGACCGGUACGAUAAUCAGUAGCCAAAGCCUGGUGCUGCAAAGCGUGACCCGCAGCAGAGCCGGGAUCUACACUUGCAUCGGUAACAACGAGGAAGGCGAAGGGGAGAGCAACCCCCUAAAUCUAGACAUCAAAUUCACCCCUGUCUGUCACCAAGGCCAGAUGAAGGCAUUCGGGGUGGCGAAGCAGGAAACCGCGAGGAUACCCUGCGAGGUCGAAGCGAAUCCACCGGACGUAACGUUCACUUGGAAGUUCAAUAAUACGAUGGAGGCUAUCGACAUACCACAGGCACACAUCACCAACGAGCGAACGAGCUCGACGGUCUCUUACAAACCAAUGACGGAGAUGGACUACGGCACGCUUUUGUGUUGGGGCACCAACGAACAGGGCACGCAGCUCGAACCCUGCGUUUACCACAUCGUGCCAGCUGGUCACCCGGACACGCCUCACAAUUGCUCCCUUCUGAACCAAACGACGGACUCUCUGCACGUGGAGUGCACGGAGGGUUUCGACGGCGGUCUGCCGCAGCAAUUCACGAUAGAGGUGUACAGGGAGCCGGGGACCAGCAGCACAUCCUCGAAACCUAGCUUGACAGUGUACAACCAGACGAGCAAAGUUCCGUCGUUCUCGGUGAACAGGCUCGAGCCUGGCACCACGUACGACGUCUACAUAUUCGCGAGGAACAGCAAAGGGCGCAGCGAGAAGGUCCACUUCCGUGCCACCACCUUGAAUCUGCGCGAAAAACAAACAGGUGAAGAGCGCCUGGAGCAUCCUCUGCCACCGGAGAAUUGUACGAUCAGGGAAGAGAGUCGGACAACGGUGAGGGUGAGCUGCGCGGAGAGCAAGUCCGUCAACCAGCCCAUGGCCACCUAUGUGCUGCAAGUCUUCGACGCGGAGUCCAGGCGUCUUCUAGGGUCGACGAUUAGCAUGACGCCUAGCAUGCUCGAGAUCACGAAUCUGCCCGCGGAGAGGAGUUACUCCGGGCUGCUGCUCUCCCUCAGGAUCAUAACGGAGCACGCGACGAGCGACGCCAUCGAACUUCACAGCCCGCACUUUGUUCAGGAGGGUAAGACACAGGAGCAUCAACGAUACCCAGCUCUGACGCCGGUGAUGCUGUCGUUGUCCGGGCCACUGCUCGGCGCAGUGGUCGGCGCAACAGCGGGUCUUCUACUGGUGAUCUUCGUGAUAGUCCUCGCGGUGAGAUUACGCUAUCGACCAAGGCCCCAGGAGGACAAGGACUCUCACGACGACGGCGGCAUGGCGAACCUGGCUGCGUCCGGAACCGGCAGUUCCUCUCCACGUGAUAAAUCGUCGACCUUGCCUCUCAACUCCGACAGCAUCGAGAGCUUCGAGAAGGACCCCGAUAUAAUUCCUCACGCUAAUGAAAAUUCUUACGCGGAACUGUGCAAGGGUACUUCACCGCGCUACGUUUUACACCAGCCACGAACGGACGCAAGUACUUUUACCAAUGUCAAUAACGGAUCUGAGCUAACGUACGCCGAGCUGACACUCCGAAGCAACCGACGAAUACCGCCUAAUUGUUAUCAGCCGGUACAGGUACCCAAUAUUCAACGUCCUCAACUGCUACCCAUGUCGACUCUGACACGCAGGCAGCCAAUCCAGGAACCGACGAUUUACGCGCAAGUCGCCAGUCAUUCCAAGCCGAUUUAUGUGCCACCACCGCAUCCGUACAUGAGUCGUACCAGCGACGAAACCACGGCAGAAACUCCAUUAAUCGGACACGACAAUAAGAUCACCACGAUCAGCCACUCGGGCAGCUCACUGUGGCGCACCGACACGCCACCAACCUCGAACGCACCAACGACAUGAUUCUAAGAACGCUCGAUCUAGAUCGACGCAACAUUUCGCUCUUAAACGUUUCUCGACG
Colletes gigas is the source of this 2998-nucleotide messenger RNA. Its product is annotated as nephrin-like. Gene Ontology annotation, molecular function: protein binding. The record is from RefSeq and is a predicted model, not a curated record. The transcript is spliced from 16 exons. Bases 1 to 2940 code for a protein of 979 amino acids. NCBI's taxonomy places the organism in Eukaryota, Metazoa, Arthropoda, Insecta, Hymenoptera, Colletidae.